Toxotes jaculatrix (banded archerfish) is the source of this 1159-nucleotide messenger RNA. RefSeq names its product mitochondrial ribosomal protein L30 (gene mrpl30). Gene Ontology annotation, cellular component: mitochondrion; large ribosomal subunit. Bases 271 to 750 code for a protein of 159 amino acids. Gene Ontology annotation, molecular function: structural constituent of ribosome. The record is from RefSeq and is a predicted model, not a curated record. The transcript is spliced from 5 exons. NCBI's taxonomy places the organism in Eukaryota, Metazoa, Chordata, Actinopteri, Toxotidae. Gene Ontology annotation, biological process: translation.
ACAACUUCCGGUGGGAACAUUCGUCUAACGUGAAUAACCUGUUUCACCCUUGUCUUUCAGCUCUUGAAUUAACAUUGUACGUAUGGAUUCAGUGUAUAUGAUAUGAUUAUAGUCACAUUUGUGAGUUUAUUUCGUAGAUAUUACUUAGGCUUGAUCCAUACGCGUGUUUUUGAGUUUGGGGUUGGAGGGGGGCUGUAACCUUGGCGUGCAUGCCUGUAAUAUCAGUACUACUGUAGAAGAAGUGGAUAAUAACCCUGCCCCAAAGAAAACAUGUCAGGGGUCUGUCGCAGUUUGAGCUCCUUAUCGACCAAGAUACUAACAGUAGCUGCACCUUCAUCUUGCCCGUGGUUUGUGUCUACACGCAGUAAGUUUUCCAAAGCAAGAAUCCCAAAAGAGCUUUUUGCUGAGAGAUCAAAAGAACAUGAAAAAUAUGGAGGGGAUCCAGACCAACCUCAUAAACUGCACAUAGUGACUCGAGUCAAAAGUGUGAUGCGAAGACCGUACUGGGAGAAAGAGAUGGUGAAAAACCUGGGGCUUGAAAAGGCUCAUGUUCCUGUAAUUCACAAAAACACACCUGCAGUCAAUAACCAAUUGAAAUUUGUCAAGCACCUGGUGAGGAUCCAGCCUCUGAAGACUCCCUAUGGACUCCCUGCUGAGCACGACAUGGCCGACACCUACAUUAACAGCAACGGAGAGCUGAUUGUCCGUCGCCUCCUCCAACCUGUAGAACCUAAGGCUAUCGAAUCUUAGCUUCACUGUCAGAAAUGAAUAAUUCAGUUGUACAUAUAUAUCAUGGAGAAAAGCCUGUGCUCCAUCAUCUGUCAGUUCUGAUUCCACUACUUGGAGGUAGCUGUAUGCAGUGUGUUUUGACUUACUGGACUUAAGACUUCAGAUUAAUAGGAGCAUUGUUGUCAUCAAACUCUUAUCAGACAUCCCUCAGCAAACUAGGGAUCUCUCAUGAAGCAGGAAUAUCAAGAUUACCAUAUUGUCUGAAUAAUUUUGAGUAAAAACCUUCUGUGUUGCAGGUUUCAAUAGGUUCAUAUAUGCAGCUCUUACAUCUGUAUAAUUGCAAUCUGUUUUCAGGUGAUGGCUUGGAUUCUUUAUCAAACACAACUUAUAAAAAUUCAAAUUAAAUACGUUUUGAAAUGAAAUACAGCUU